Messenger RNA from Herpailurus yagouaroundi (jaguarundi), 1053 nucleotides. RefSeq names its product LSM2 homolog, U6 small nuclear RNA and mRNA degradation associated (gene LSM2). Gene Ontology annotation, cellular component: catalytic step 2 spliceosome; precatalytic spliceosome; U6 snRNP. The coding region runs from base 16 to 654 and encodes 212 amino acids. Gene Ontology annotation, biological process: mRNA splicing, via spliceosome. The record is from RefSeq and is a predicted model, not a curated record. Lineage: Eukaryota; Metazoa; Chordata; Mammalia; Carnivora; Felidae. The transcript has 5 exons. Gene Ontology annotation, molecular function: RNA binding.
GCAAUCGUGCUGUGGAUGGCACUGUCAGUGAAAAAAACCUCUAAGAGGCAGUGUACCUCUUCAAACAGCUGGGGCCCGCGCCUGCGUGUUUGGAAGCCCGCCACUCGGGAGGAAGUGGAAAGGCAGGAAGACCCGCCCCUUUCCCGGCUCAAGCGCCCCCUCGGCUCUCCCCUUGCUAGCGCUCCCGGCGGUGCGACCCUGCCGCUUGCCGUAGUGCUUGCUCGGAGUUUCCUCCGAGCAUCUCGUGGCGCCUGCGCGACCCCGCCCAUUCCCACGCGCGGGCUAGCGUCUCGAUUGCGGUCCGGCCCCAGUCCCGCGGUUCCCGGCUCUCGCUUUCCCGGCCCGGCCGGCAGCGGCUUGAGCACCAUGCUCUUCUAUUCCUUUUUCAAGUCCCUCGUGGGCAAGGAUGUGGUCGUGGAACUCAAGAAUGACCUGAGCAUCUGUGGAACCCUCCAUUCUGUGGAUCAGUAUCUCAACAUCAAACUAACUGACAUCAGUGUCACAGACCCUGAGAAAUACCCUCACAUGUUAUCAGUGAAGAACUGCUUCAUCCGGGGCUCAGUGGUCCGCUAUGUGCAGUUGCCAGCAGAUGAGGUCGACACACAGUUGCUACAGGACGCAGCAAGGAAGGAGGCCCUGCAGCAGAAACAGUGAUGGUUCCUUCUCCUCCCUGUCCCUCUUCUAUUGGUGACCUUUAACCUCAAGUCCCAGCCAGGACCCCUCCCUCCCCAUAUUGAGGAUUUGUUGUCUUUUUUUUUUUUUAAUAGUGGAGCCUUUUUUUUUUUCCUAUUGUUAUUUCAGCGAUGAGUGGAUGAGAGGAAAUAGUGUGGAGCAGCUCUCCUCUGUUGAGGAGGGGAGGAUAAGUAGGCUGGGGAACUGCAAAGUCUGCCUUGUCCUCAGCAUCUGUCCUUCUCACUCCUUCCCUGGAGUGGGAAGAAUCUUCUAGAUUCUGGUGGAAGAAUCUCCUAGAUUUCUUCAGGGCACCAUGUGAUUCGUUUUGGGGAUGGAAGGAAUCUGUCCCGCAUCGGGAAUAAACUUAUGAUGCACAUUUGA